CCCCCGACCCCUCUCGCUCUCUCUCUCUAAAAACGGAGGAAUCUGAAAACUGAAAUGUCGUCAAAUGAGAGAGCAACGCGAGCAUUGAGGGAGAUCCUUCAAAACCCUGAAAAUGACGCUUGCGCAGACUGCGGCGCCCCAGAUCCCGGGUGGGGCUCCUGCUCCCUGGGGGUGUUCAUCUGCUUGGCCUGCUCUGGGAUCCACCGCAACAUCCCCACCAUCAGCAAGGUCAAAUCCCUGAGUCUUUCCCACUGGGAGGACCACGAGGUGCAGUUCAUGGCGGAGAAUGGUAACGAGAUGAUGAGGAGGAAAUAUGAGGCCGCCGUUCCGGUUUACUACUACAAACCAACCCACAAAGAUGGCCAGACGUUGAGGGAGCAGUGGAUUCGAGCAAAGUACGAGAGGAAGGAGUUCUCUGAGCCUGGGAAGAGCUUUAUAUAUGAGGAAGGAACUAAAGAUGGCAUGUUGAUGAAGAAGGGGCGGGACAACGGGCAGUUCCUCAGCAGGCGAUUCGUCCUCUCUGAGAGAGAGGGGACUCUGAAGUAUUUCACCAAAUUUGACGCUAAGGAGCCCAAAGCAGUGAUCAAGGUGGACACCAUCAACGCAACCUUCCAGCCUGAAAAGAUAGGAAACCCCAACGGCCUGCAGAUCACCUACCUCAAAGACUACAGCACCCGUAACAUCUUCAUCUACCACGACAACGGAAAGGAGAUCGUAGACUGGUUUAAUUCGAUCCGUGCAGUUCAGCUUCACUAUUUAAAGGUGGCCUUUCCCGGGGCUUCAGAUGCUGAGCUGGUACCCAAACUUACCCGCAACUUUCUGAAGGAAGGGUACAUGGAAAAGACAGGUCCCAGGCACACGGAAGGCUUCAAGAAACGCUGGUUCACUCUCGACCAGAGGCGACUCAUGUACUUCAAAGACCCGCUGGACGCCUUUGCCAAAGGUGAAGUGUUUUUGGGGAACAGGGACUACGGUUACAGCGCCUCCCCUGGCUUGCCCGCUGGCACCCACUGCAACGGCGCCUGGCAACACGGUAUCACCAUAGAAACUCCCGAUCGUGGCUUCCUCUUUACUUGCGAGUCAGAGAGUGAGCAGAAGGAUUGGCUGAAACACUUCAACGCGGUCAUAAGUGCUGUGAUGUCCCCUCAGGAGUACACAAUGGAAGCCUUGUUCAGGCACAGGCAUUGAUGGACCAGAGGCCAGCGGGACCAUCUCCUCUCAUCCCAUCACCAAUCUGUCACAGGACGACCCACCAUCAGUCCUGCCACUGAGCACCAGCAUUUGGCCUUCAUCACUAAUAUGGUCAGACUGGAGCUUUUUCCAAGUUCCAAUGGUGCUCUUUGUUAAUGGGGUUAGAAAUGCAAACCAAGAGAUCCUAGGCAUAUUCAUUAGUAAAUGAAAAACAAUCAGUAAGAUUUUGUAUUUGAUUAGUUUUAUUUUUUUUGCACUUUGUUAACCAAACAGUCUGGGCAGUGCUAUAACAUCAUUCUUUGGGGAUUUUAUGUAACACGUUUGAAAUUCUAGAUGCCAAUCUUUCCUUGGCUUGUGCAGACAUGUCCUCUGUUUCCCAAUGCUAACUAAAUAUGGGCAUGUAAAACGCAUUACUUUCUGUGUGCCACUGGAUUGUUUUUUUUGUAUCAUGGUACAGUAAAUAAUAUUGGAAUUUCUAGAUUUAUUAGAAAUACAAUGCGAAAUUUAAGAAAAACAUAUUGUUAAGGCAAGAAAUGCCUGGGUCUUCUUGUAUUCCAUAUGUUAUACCAAGUGUGAUGUAAUGAUUGACUAAUAAGGUACAGGGAGUCCAAUGGGUCAGACAGGUACAGACCAUCAACUGGACAUAAAACACUUAUAUCUUUGAGGGAUUCAGAAUUCUUUUUGAGUUAUCUCUCUCUGUUUUGUUUUAGUUUUUGCAAUGUUCAUGCAAUUGGUGGUUUUAUGUAAACUUUGUAACUACUCUUAUGACUUUAUAUUCAGCAAGUAAUGCAGUCCAGUUUAUGAGCUACAUCUGCAUUGGCAACUGGACUGUUUCAGUCCAAAAGGUCAAAGAGAGAUUUUUUUUUUUUUUCAAGCAAAGCAAUAUCUCCAGACACACUACGUGGACAGUUUGCAUCAUGAAUUAAACAUGACUUUUAUGAUUUUGUAUUUCCUAGACUUCUAAGACUAGGCAAAUGUUGAUUUUCUAAGAGUUUUUGAGACAUGUCAGUACUUGUACUGUACCUUGUAAAGGAUGUACUUGAAAGACAAAAACUGAGAUUUGCUAAUGCAUUGGGAUAGAAAAGCAGGAGGCACUGUAAGCCAUUACAUGGUCUAACAGCACCUCUCUGUGGCAUACAGUACAUAUACAGUACUAAGUCUUUGUUAAAACAAAUAAUAAUUCCAAUUGCAUGUCAUUUCCCCCCCAAAGAAGUUAGUAAAAAAUGUACAUAUUAUAGUGUUGUUUUAUAUUCAUUUUCUAUUUUUGGUUAAAGAGGUACUUUGAUUACGUAUUGAUUUGGUGUCUGUUUGGUAUGUAUAUAUACUUUAAGAAGCAUUUAUCUGCUUGAGCAUCGCUGACUGACAUACCACAUGAAAAUAUUGAUGAUCACUAAUAAAAAUAUUUCCUCUG
Messenger RNA from Perca fluviatilis (European perch), 2602 nucleotides. RefSeq lists its product as uncharacterized. Gene Ontology annotation, cellular component: intracellular membrane-bounded organelle; plasma membrane. Gene Ontology annotation, molecular function: phosphatidylinositol bisphosphate binding; GTPase activator activity. The transcript has 11 exons. The record is from RefSeq and is a predicted model, not a curated record. The coding region runs from base 55 to 1188 and encodes 377 amino acids. Gene Ontology annotation, biological process: positive regulation of GTPase activity. Lineage: Eukaryota; Metazoa; Chordata; Actinopteri; Perciformes; Percidae.